AAGCGUCUGGUGCGCGUGAGUGCAAGCGUGUUUUGAAACCCAUUAUGAGAUAUAUACAUACAAUCGAACAGCCUGCACCAGGGAGAAAAGUGCACGUAUCUGAAUAGCCGCAUCUCGUGCAGCAGCAGCACCACCAGUAGUUGUAGUAGGCUUCAGAAUUCUAGUAACUUCCGCACGGUGGAGCUCGACUAAGAACGCUGACGACAUACUUAGAUCUUGGCUUGAGAACUAGAAUUUUUGUAGACUCAUUUCCCCUCUCUUUUGCCAACUGGAAAGUUUUGGGAAUAAUACAAAUCCUCCGCACCUGCGUGCUGACCUUACUAGCACUAGAUAACUAUUUAUUGAAUUUCUCAUUUGUGGUUCCAUCAUUAAAGAACACAAUACUGAGCUAGUAAGAAUAACAGAGAGGAGAAAGAAAGAGCUUAUAUACUGGUUAUAGAACAAUGUCACGGUUAACUGUUAAAGGAACAGAUAGUUACUACUUCCCCAGAAGUCAGUCUGCUAGCAGCCAUUCUCAGUUCUUCAUAGCAGGAGGUCAAGGUCAGAAGACAGACGAGGAGGAAGGCACCUUUCUACGUAAAAACAGUGAACUGCCACUGUCUAUUAACGAGGCCUGUGAGUACGAUGAGAGUACUGAAAAGACAAACGAAGUUGAACGAGGGAACUGGACCGGAAAAUAUGACUUCAUCCUCUCCCUACUCGGCUAUUCCGUGGGGCUUGGGAAUAUCUGGCGUUUCCCUUACUUGUGUUACAGCAACGGCGGAGGGGCGUUUGUUAUCCCAUUUGUCAUCAUGAUGCUACUUGCUGGACUACCCCUGAUGUUCAUGGAGUUGGCCAUUGGUCAGUACGCCAACCUCGGGCCGGCUGCUCUCUUCGAACGAUUCUGCCCGCUGUUUCAGGGAAUUGGAUACGGUAUGGUUUUGAUUUCCUGUACGGUGAUGCUGUACUACAACAUGAUCAUUGCUUGGACUUUGUUCUACACCUUUGCUUCCUGGUCAAGAAAAUUACCCUGGGAAAAUUGUGAGCCUGGAUGGAGUACGGCUGCAUGUUACUCUUAUCAAGCUGCUGAUGAAUGUGCCAAACGAAACGGAACUUAUUAUAACAAGACUUGUGUUGAUUACGAAACGUCAGUGUCUCUGAACCUUUCAACCAUCGUUAAAACUAUGGUUAAGAAAACUCCUGCUGAUGAGUAUUUUCUACAUUACGUUCUCGACAUAUCGAGAGGAAUUGAAGAUACCGGCGAGGUUAAGUGGUACCUGGUUCUUUGUCUUCUGUUAGCCUGGAUUAUAGUAUUUGGCUGUUUGUUUAAGGGUGUGCAGACUUCGGGGAAGGUGGUAUACUUUACCGCGCUUUUUCCUUAUUUGGUUUUGGUGAUCAUGUUCUUCCGAGGGGUGACCCUUCCAGGUGCUAAGGAGGGGAUUCUAUGGUAUAUAACACCCGACUGGAGCCGAUUAGCUAAGGCUCAGGUUUGGGGUGAUGCUGCUGUUCAGAUUUUCUUUGCCCUUAGUCCAGCAUGGGGUGGUCUCAUAACGUUGUCUUCAUACAAUCCCUUCUACAACAACUGUUAUAAAGAUGCUCUCAUUGUAUCCAUCAGUAACAUACUGACUAGUAUAUUUGCGGGGUUUGUUAUAUUUUCCGUAAUUGGCUAUCUGGCUCAUGAGCUGAACAUGGAUGUGGAGCACGUGGUAGAUCAGGGAGCUGGUUUAGCGUUCAUCGUGUAUCCCGAGGUCGUCGCUAGAUUACCAAUCGCUCCUUUAUGGGCUUUCCUGUUUUUUAUCAUGCUCUUAACCCUAGGGCUGGACAGUCAGUUUACCUUGCUGGAGUGUGUUACAACAGGUAUUUUGGACUGCUUCCCUGUCCUUAGAGGAAAGAAAACAAUAGUGGUUCUGAUAGUUUCAAUAUUUGGCUUCUUUGGAGGAAUUAUAUUUACAACAAGAAGUGGUGUGUACUGGCUGGAACUAUUUGACAAGUAUGCCGCGAAUUUCUCUGUUCUGCUCAUCGCUAUAUUUGAGUGUCUUCUGAUAUCCUGGAAUUAUGGUACACAACGGUUUAUUAAUGAUAUAGAGAACAUGAUUGGACCACGUAAUAGAGCAUGGGCUUUCUUCUGGACUAUCAUGUGGAAAUAUUUCACACCUGCAGCUCUUCUUUUCAUCUUAUUUUUCAACUGGAUUGAGUACGAGCCUCUGAAGUCAGGUGAUUACGUGUUUCCAGGAUGGGCCAAUGCUAUAGGCUGGAUCAUCGCCUUCCAGCCGCUUGUCGUUAUUGUGGGAGUCCUCAUCUGGAAGCUUAUAAGUCUUUCUAAGGGUACAGUAAAAGAGCGCUUUAUAUUCCUUCUGUCGCCUCGGGAUGAUUGGGGUCCUGCCAUCGAUCCGAAGAUCACGUCGGAUGGCAUAGAAGAGAACGGAGUCAACGGAGGAGUCGUUAGAGAAAAUUUCUUAGACAAUUCUCACAUUAAUAUCACUUACACAUUUGAAUCAUCUAUCUGAAACAAGGGGUAUGGUUGAGAAAUGAAAAAUAACAGUUCAGUAAUAAUUAAAGGCAACUGCUGAAAAGCGACGUAAAACUGGAUGUUGCAUAAAGUUUGAGGGAAUCGGUUUUAAACUCAACAAUUCAUAACUCUUAAAAUCGUUAAAAUGGAAAAGACUAGUAAUCUGUUAACAGAUAAUAAUUUAGAAGUUAAGAAACACGCGGUUAUUGGUGUAUAUCUUGCUGUCUUUUACCUUGAUCAGUGUACAUUUUUGUAGUGUGUAUCACGUGAUCUAUUGCCACGUCGGUGAUAGGCUUAGGUAUUUUAUUUGUGAAUGUUUCCUAGGAAACGUAAUGUAUACAAUUAUACAUGCAUAUUAAUCAGAAAUGAUGAUUUUGAAUUUGAGAAUUCAAACACAUUCUACUAUUUAUUUGAUCUAGUAUAAACUGAAUGUCCGCAAUUUUUUCAAUCUUCUCGAAAAUUAAAAGUGGCACUGAAAAUAGCUACUGUGUAAGAUGAAAACUCACUUUUAUCAACAAUAAUUUUAAGUUUUUUCUAAUUCUUUCGUUUAGCUUUAAGCUGUAAAAAUGUUGUGGUAGGUAAUUCAAACCGAAUUUAGGAAACACACGAUGAAAACUAUUUAAUUGUACUCAAACUGGUAAAAAUACUUAAUUGUACUCAUACUGGUAAAAUAUUUCAUUGUACUCAAACUG
This is a messenger RNA of Limulus polyphemus (Atlantic horseshoe crab), 3180 nucleotides long. Its product is annotated as sodium- and chloride-dependent glycine transporter 1-like. Gene Ontology annotation, cellular component: membrane. The coding region runs from base 444 to 2486 and encodes 680 amino acids. Gene Ontology annotation, biological process: sodium ion transmembrane transport. The record is from RefSeq and is a predicted model, not a curated record. NCBI's taxonomy places the organism in Eukaryota, Metazoa, Arthropoda, Merostomata, Xiphosura, Limulidae. The transcript has 14 exons.